Molecule: messenger RNA, 1395 nt
Organism: Gamsiella multidivaricata
Lineage: Eukaryota; Fungi; Mortierellomycota; Mortierellomycetes; Mortierellales; Mortierellaceae
Exons: 2
Coding region: 1-1395 (464 amino acids)
Biological process (GO): molybdate ion transport
Molecular function (GO): molybdate ion transmembrane transporter activity
Source: RefSeq, a predicted model, not a curated record
AUGGGCUCACUCAAGGCCAAUGCCAGGGACAGACUGCACUCCUUCAAGUCUGGAUUCCGUCUUGGAGAACUGAGUGGAUCUCUCGGCGAUUUGGGUACACUCUUACCCAUCAUGUUAUCUCUCUCCUUGACGGGUCAGGUUGAUCUCAGUGCCAGUUUGAUCUUUGGAGGACUCUGGAAUAUCAUCACCGGCCUGACAUUUAGGAUGCCUAUGUGUGUUCAGCCUAUGAAAUCCAUCGCUGCCAUCGCACUCACAAACCACAUGUCGAUCGGCUCCGUCAUGAGCGCCGGUAUGGGUGUCUCCGCUGUCGUGAUGUUCCUUGGCCUGACCCGGACAAUUUAUCUCGUCCAAAAGUACACCCCCAUGUCUGUCAUCCGCGGUAUCCAGCUCGGUACCGCCAUCUCAUUCGGAGGCAAGGCCGCAGAUCUAGUGAAGCAGGCCAAGAGCUUUGGUGGCGAAAGCUGGACCUGGGACAACAAUUACGAAUGGGCCUGCUUUGCAUUUAUUGUGGUCUUUAUCUUCUAUUACCGCUCCAAGCGUAUCCCCACGGCCAUGAUCCUCUUUGUUAUUGGACUGAUCAUCGCGUUUAUCAAGCUGUACACCAACCCCCCUCUCAAUGUCGCCUACCCCAAGAUCGGCGUAUAUACCAUCCGCGUCACGGUUCCAACGUGGGAAGAGUUCAAGCAUGGAUUCGUUUCGGCCUCGCUUGGUCAGAUCCCACUGACUUGCUUAAAUUCCGUGAUUGCCUUGGCUGCCCUUGCCCAGGACUUAUUCCCAGAGCGUCCGACAGGAACACCUACGAUCGCUGUCUCGGUCGGGAUCAUGAACUUGAUCGGAUGCUUCUUUGGGUCGAUCCCAUUCUGUCAUGGUUCCGGAGGAUUGGCGGCGCAAUAUCGAUUUGGUGCCCGAACGGAGGUCUCGAUCAUUAUUCUAGGCUUGCUCAAGAUCUUUUUUGGGCUCUUCUUCGGCAGCUCGUUGUCGGGUUUGAUUGCCAGAUAUCCAAGCGCGAUCUUGGGUGUGAUGUUGUUUGUCAGCGGUAUCGAGUUGGGCGCCGUAGCCAGGACCGUGAACGACGGCGUUUUGAGCGACCAGAAGCGACACGCCAACUUUAUCGUGAUGAUCACAACAGCUGGAAUGCUGGUUGGGUUCAAGAACGAUGGCAUUGGCUUCUUGGGAGGACUGGUCGCGGCAAUCUGCUUCUAUAUCGGAUCGAAGUACAUGGGUCGCAUGGAUGAUGACGAUACUAAGACCUUGACGGGAACUCCGUGCGACCAGGGCGUUAUCAGCAAGGAGCAAAAGGAGCCGCUGCAGGGGCAGGACAGCUCAUCAAUUCGUAAAUACCCUGUCAACGACGCUGAGAUCGUGGAAGAGACUCGGCCUCACCAUGGCCAUUAA